Messenger RNA from Somion occarium, 2562 nucleotides. NCBI's taxonomy places the organism in Eukaryota, Fungi, Basidiomycota, Agaricomycetes, Polyporales, Cerrenaceae. The record is from the annotation of a GenBank genome assembly.
CACCCAACUUCCGAUUUCCGGUUCUUGCCAUGAUCAUCCUCAUUUUGGACCAAAAUGACAGACCCAUAGAAUGUUGCCACUACUUCCUGAGGUUCAACGCAAGGUGGUCAUAUGGACUUUAAGGCACGUGUAUAAUUGUCUGCCAUCGGAGAGCUCAGUGGUGUCUUGCUGCAAGUAGCGAUCGAGCAGAGCAUGAGGCUGAUGACACUACCGUCAUGACAGUUCGCUCCUUCUCAUUCUCGGAUCACCCCAUUUGCCUUCGUAAAUGUGUACCGCAGUUGCACCCGCAUUCAUCGGCGGAUGGCCCCUAGUCCAAUGCACUGACACUUGGCAUAGGGGUACUUUGCAGUACUUAUAUCUAUAAGCCCUCCGCCGGUGGUACGGAAACACAUACUUCUCCCGUACUGCCAUGUCAAUCCCUCUCGACGAGUUUACAGCGUUCGUUUCCGCUGCAGGCUACCCUGGUAAUGCUAUCAGGCACUUCUCUGUGGUGGCGAGCCACGAUUCCGGGGAGCAUGUAGGAAGUAUCUCUGGCUUUCUUCUCAAUAGGUUGCAGUGCAGAGGCAGAUUCCUCCAAAGGGUUGAUACCUCUGAGUACUGCGAGGAGUUGAGCAAGUUCACUCACAAGCUAUUCGAUAAUAAUGGCUUGCUCAAGCAAGAACUCGUCGAACAACCAUACCACAGAGGUACCGGAUGUUGGGGACACGAAGUGGAUAAAGGAAUGAUAAUAUAUAAUCAUGAGAUCGAGGUCGAGGACACGUUCCGUCAUAUGGGCUUAGGCUCCUUCAUGCUCAGAGAAUUAUUCAAGUCUGACUACGUGCAUUCUUCAGACUUUGUGUUCGCCCAGGACGUUCCUGUGACACAAAGGCCUCUGUCUUUAGACGAAUUUCAGGAACGCCGUGAGAAAGCGGAAGCUUUUCUUCACAAGAAUGGCUUUCGACGCGUCGGACGAACCAAUUAUAUGGCGUACUCUCCUAAUCCUAGACACCCUUCUCGAGCUAUCCCAGCCGAUCAAGAUGCCCAGAGCAAUAUACAGUUCUCUCGUGGCGAAAUUAAUGAUGACUCAUUUGACGAUGAAAGUGACCAUAACACUAUCGAACAUGCUAAAGUAUAUCCCAUCCAUUAUGCAAUCGCCACUGCGUCAAGCCAGGAGUCCUCGCGGCAUCGUAACGUAAGGACAUCACUCAAAGACACAAUCAGGAAUAUUCACGCCGCCGAUCAUGGUUCUAUUCAUUUGCCAGAUGAGGCGGGUGCAACUCCCCUUCACUACGCUGCUAGUAGGUGUAACUUACUCGCAAUACGAGCUUUGCUGGAGUGCGAGAGUGAGGGCGACCUCCGAACCGAUUUGAAGAGACGUGACAAUAUUCUGGGCACUACUCCCUUGGAGGCUUGCGAGUGGGCCAUGCGAAACAUUCGUGAAGACCCUGAGUCGUUAGAAGACGCCUGGAGUGGGCAUCCUGACGAGGGUCUGCGGUGUUCUUAUAUACUCCGCAAAGCCGCAGGUGAGAAUGUCGGGGAUGAGGCAACCUUCAUUGAAUCCAGACGGUGGGGCUGUACGUGUGGUAAUUGUUUGGAAGGAUGGCUGUCGCCUCGGAUGCGCUAUCGCCUGAUGUCCGAAGCAGCCGAAUUAUUUCAGAUGAUGGACGAUAGUCGCCCGCUUUUCAGGCGAAAUGGAAUGCCUGAACCCGCCCAAGACUAUAUCGGCAUGUAUCAUAUUCCACAGUCCCUCCGACGUACCAUGACCAAUGCGACGUUCGAUGCCUACCGUCUCUUGGUCGCUUCUGUCAACAUUCUGCUCAGUCGCAACACCAUCCCUACUCCGGAGGCCAUGAUCACUCAUUCUCAGGGCGAUGCUGCACGCCAUUUCACCGAAUGCGGCGGGAACGUCGAGUCUGCGUUGAACUUGGUGAUCGACACAGCGAAGGAUCAGUCCGUAUUAGGUGAUAGUGAAUGGGACGAUUCAAUUGCCGAUAGUGACGACGACGUGAUCAAAGAGUGGAACGAGUUACCUAAAUGUGCCAACGAUUUGGAUUUCGGAUUGGUGAGAGCUAGGUUGGGCUUGUCAUCCGUAUCUACUGGCCCUGACCGGGGUAUGUUCGACUUUGGCGAGGACGAUUAUUUGGACAUGGGUGGUUUCGAGUAUGACGUGCUUCCUCUGGACGGCGUAAGCAAUCGUUUGAGGGGAAUACUUACUUCUAUGGGGCAUUGAUCUAUCCGACGGUUUAAGGGAUUCCUGGAAAUCCGCGAUUUGAAUUAUUCGUGGUCUCAGUUCAGUCGCUCAUUGUUCUCUUCUUUGUUAUAACCUGCUACCUUGAACGUUGAACGCGCGUUUCCCAUGGAUGGACGCACACAGAUUAUGAAAAUGGGCUCAAGACUCCACCGCAAUAUCAGGCGAUGAUCCAAAAACGCCUAGUAGCUCCAUUUGAUCAGGAUGCUUCAGGCGUGUUUGGAAUGUCGUAGGGGAGCGUGAUCGUCAGUUGCUUUUGGAAUGCAUGACAAAAGUUGUCCACUCUCGCGCUCAACACAUCAGCCGGCGAACACGAAUGAAAUCCUGAAGUUCUA